Molecule: messenger RNA, 1910 nt
Organism: Penicillium brasilianum
Lineage: Eukaryota; Fungi; Ascomycota; Eurotiomycetes; Eurotiales; Aspergillaceae
Source: the annotation of a GenBank genome assembly
AUUGGCCCGAGGUCGGUAUCUCCCCGGAUGAGGUAAGCACUCCUUUCACAUGAACAUGACGUCGUGGGCGCAAGUUCGCGACUUCCUCAUACUCCCUGGUCGUCUCCUCUAUCUUUCUAGACACGAAGUGUUCUACCAGGACGUGCUGGAGCGGCUAUAUGUAUAGGAUUUGGGCGUGUCGCAUUUCAUCAUGGCGCGUGUUCCCCUAAUUGGGAGACUCUUCUGGUUCGAAUACCUGGCACUUUUCGCGUCCUUGAUACUUGUUCUACUCGAAACCAUUAUCCACCUGAUUACAUUUUGCCUUCCAACGCCGAUUAUCAGUUUCUGCUACGAACAAUCAAAGUCAAUUUUCAACAAGUUUAUCUCCACGGAGCCUCGAGAAAAGCGAACGAAGGAGGAAGUCUUCGCGGCCUCGAUCGCAGAGGCGUCGGAUUUUAUCGAGAUAUGCGCGCUUUUCGGGUAUGAAGCAGAGGAGCACAUCGUCCAAACCGGAGAUGGUUAUCUUCUUGGACUACACCGAUUGGCAUACCGGAAGGGUGAAGAGAGCAUGCGAGUGAAUCAAGGUGCUGGUGGACUCAGCAAGAAAGUCGUUUACCUCCAUCACGGGCUUCUCAUGUGCAGUGAGGUGUGGGUUGCCCUAACCGACGAGCAACGGUGUCUGCCAUUCCAGCUGGUUGAAAAAGGCUACGAUGUGUGGCUUGGUAACAACCGCGGAAACAAAUACGCAAAGAAAUGUGUGCGACUCUCGCCUGGCUCGAAUGAGUUCUGGGACUUUUCGAUCGAUCAAUUUGCCUUCCAUGAUAUUCCUGACAGCAUCGAGUACAUCCUUGGAGUGACCUGCCAGCCAUCGCUAUCCUAUAUUGGAUUCUCACAAGGGACAGCCCAAGCUUUUGCAACACUUUCAAUUCAUCCUCUGCUGAACCAAAAGGUUGAUGUAUUUGUGGCACUUGCUCCUGCAAUGGCUCCCUCGGGGCUACGCAAUCGCAUAGUCGACUCCCUGAUGAAGGCAUCGCCUGAUUUCUUGUUCCUACUAUUCGGUCGGCGCAGCAUAUUGUCGUCGACAACCAUGUGGCAAACGAUCCUAUAUCCACCAAUCUACGUCCGCAUCAUCGACAUGGCCCUAUCAACCUUGUUCAAUUGGAAAUGCCGCAACAUCACCCGAGCACAGAAACUGGCCGCCUAUCUCCAUCUGUACUCAUUCACCAGCACCAAAUCUGUCGUCCAUUGGUUCCAGAUUAUCCGCAACAAGAACUUCCAGUUCUUCGACGACGAAACGCACGCCCCCUUCAGCGUCGUCGCAAGUGAGCGUUUCUACAAGCCCGUCAAAUACCCGACCCGCAAUAUUAAGACUCCCACCGUGCUCUUGUACGGCGGCAGUGACAGCCUCGUCGAUAUAAACGUCAUGCUCCAAGGCUUGCCUCGUGGUACAGUCGCCAAGGAAAUUCCUACGUAUGAGCACCUCGACUUCCUAUGGGCUUCGGAUGUCGAUCGCCAGGUGUUUGGUCAUGUCUUUGAUGCACUCGAGACGUAUAGUCGCAAUGCUGUUGAUCCUGCCGAGCCGGCGCUGCUUGAGGCGCAUCAUGAUGGGAAUAUGCUUGUUGAUGGACGUACUUCGAACACGUCUGCACCGCGAAUUCGCUCUAAGGAAGCUAUGUUUACAGGUGCUUGAUAGACCUUCAUUGCAUAGAUUGAUACUUUUAUUGCGUUCCCUCGUUUGCCGUGAUACGUUUGUUACUUUACACAUACCCCAUAUUGCACAUUAUAUUGACUCUUCUGAUUAUCGGCGGUCCGCAUAGACCAUUAUAUCAACCCGUUUUUUAGAUCAAUUCAGUCUUGAUUCUCAAUGCUUCCUAUCAUUUGAUCUAGGGUCCUGUUAAUUAGACAACAGUUUAGGCCGGCAGUCUCCAAAU